Molecule: messenger RNA, 10811 nt
Organism: Neogale vison (American mink)
Lineage: Eukaryota; Metazoa; Chordata; Mammalia; Carnivora; Mustelidae
Gene: BRWD1
Product: bromodomain and WD repeat domain containing 1
Exons: 41
Coding region: 84-6890 (2268 amino acids)
Biological process (GO): cytoskeleton organization; regulation of transcription by RNA polymerase II; regulation of cell shape
Cellular component (GO): nucleus
Molecular function (GO): protein binding
Source: RefSeq, a predicted model, not a curated record
UAGAGGGACGCCGGCCCGCUCAGGCCUCGGCGCGGCCUACACGCUUCGCUCGCCCGCUCCCGCCCCGUGCCCCGCGCCCGGCCAUGGCGGAGCCCUCGCCCGCCCGACGUCCGGUGCCCCUCAUCGAGUCGGAACUGUACUUCCUCAUCGCCCGGUACCUCUCGGCCGGCCCGUGUCGGAGAGCCGCCCAGGUGCUGGUGCAGGAGCUGGAGCAGUACCAGUUGCUGCCGAAGAGGUUGGACUGGGAGGGCAACGAGCACAACAGGAGCUACGAGGAAUUGGUCUUGUCCAAUAAGCAUGUGGCUCCUGAUCAUCUGUUGCAAAUCUGCCAACGCAUUGGUCCCAUGUUGGAUAAAGAAAUUCCACCCAGUAUUUCAAGAGUCACUUCUUUACUUGGUGCAGGAAGGCAGUCUUUGCUACGUACAGCAAAAGACUGCAGGCACACAGUUUGGAAGGGCUCUGCCUUUGCUGCUCUUCACAGAGGAAGACCUCCAGAAAUGCCAGUGAAUUAUGGUUCCCCACCCAGUCUUGUGGAGAUACAUCGAGGAAAACAACUCACAGGGUGUUCCACUUUUAGCACAGCAUUUCCAGGAACUAUGUAUCAGCAUAUAAAAAUGCACAGGAGGAUUCUCGGACAUCUGUCUGCUGUUUACUGUGUAGCAUUUGAUAGGACAGGACAUAGAAUCUUUACCGGUUCAGAUGAUUGUUUGGUGAAGAUUUGGUCAACACACAAUGGCCGCCUAUUAUCCACAUUAAGAGGUCAUUCUGCAGAAAUUUCAGAUAUGGCAGUAAACUAUGAGAAUACAAUGAUUGCUGCAGGGAGCUGUGAUAAGAUCAUUAGAGUGUGGUGCUUGAGAACUUGUGCCCCAGUUGCUGUGCUCCAAGGACACACGGGGUCAAUCACAUCUUUACAGUUUAGCCCUAUGGCCAAAGGCUCCCAGAGAUACAUGGUCUCUACUGGUGCUGAUGGAACAGUUUGUUUCUGGCAGUGGGACUUAGAAUCUCUGAAAUUCAGUGCACGUCCUCUGAAGUUCACGGAAAAGCCUAGACCAGGUGUUCAGAUGCUUUGUUCUUCUUUUAGUGUUGGUGGUAUGUUUUUAGCCACAGGUAGUACUGAUCAUGUAAUCAGAAUGUAUUUUUUGGGUUUUGAAGCACCUGAAAAAAUCGCAGAACUUGAAAGCCACACUGAUAAAGUUGAUAGUAUCCAGUUUUGUAACAAUGGUGAUCGGUUCUUAAGUGGUAGCAGAGAUGGAACGGCACGGAUUUGGAGAUUUGAGCAGUUGGAGUGGAGAAGCAUUUUAUUGGAUAUGGCAACCCGAGUCUCAGGGGACUUAUCUUUGGAAGAGGAAAGGUUUAUGAAACCCAAAGUAACAAUGAUCGCUUGGAAUCAGAAUGAUAGCAUUGUUGUCACAGCUGUGAAUGAUCAUGUCCUUAAAGUGUGGAAUUCUUACACAGGACAACUGCUUCAUAAUUUAUUGGGACAUGCUGAUGAAGUAUUUGUUUUGGAGACACAUCCCUUUGAUUCCAGAAUUAUGUUAUCGGCAGGACAUGAUGGCAGCAUAUUUAUAUGGGAUAUUACAAAGGGCACCAAGAUGAAACAUUAUUUUAAUAUGAUUGAAGGACAAGGACAUGGAGCUGUCUUUGACUGUAAGUUUUCACAGGAUGGACAGCAUUUUGCCUGUACAGAUUCUCAUGGACACCUUCUGAUAUUUGGUUUUGGAUGCAGCAAGCCAUAUGAAAAGAUUCCUGAUCAGAUGUUCUUCCAUACUGACUAUCGACCACUGAUUAGAGAUUCUAAUAAUUAUGUCUUAGAUGAGCAAACUCAGCAGGCUCCUCACCUUAUGCCUCCACCAUUCUUGGUAGAUGUAGAUGGAAAUCCUCACCCAACUAAGUAUCAGAGAUUAGUACCAGGUCGAGAAAAUUCUGCGGAUGAACAUUUGGUUCCACAGCUAGGCUAUGUGGCAACAAGUGACGGAGAGGUAAUUGAACAGAUUAUAAGCCUGCAAACCAAUGAUAGUGGUGAGCGGAGCCCAGAGUCCAGUGUUCUUGAUGGAAUGAUUAGACAGUUGCAGCAGCAGCAGGAUCAGAGAAUGGGGGCCGAUCAGGACGCUCUUCCAAGUGGACUUCCAAGUGGAGAAGAAACCCCCCGAAGAGGUUUUAGAAGACUGAGCUUAGACAUCCAGUCCCCUCCAAAUAUUGGUCUGCGUCGUAGCGGACAAGUGGAAGGUGUUCGUCAGAUGCAUCAGAACGCUCCUCGCAGUCAGAUUGCCACAGAACGUGACCUGCAGGCUUGGAAGCGAAGAGUGGUUGUACCAGAGGUACCACUAGGCAUAUUUAGGAAAUUGGAAGAUUUCAGAAUAGAGAAAGGUGAAGAGGAAAGAAAUCUUUAUAUAAUAGGAAGAAAAAGGAAGACUCUCCAGCUCACACAAAAGUCUGACUCGGUGGUUUUGCUGUCACAGUCUAGGCAGAGGACGUGCAGGCGCAAAUAUCCAAAUUACGGUAGAAGAAAUCUUGGCCGGCUUGACUUAUCUUCUGGAAAUGAAUCUUCAAGCUCUAUGAGACAUGAGACUUCCUGUGAUCAGAGUGAAGGCUCUUGUUCUUCUGAAGAGGAAGAAUGGAGGAGUGAUCGGAGGAGUGAGAGUGACAGCGCGAGUUCAAGUGACUCGUCCUCUCGAUACUCUGAUUGGACUGCCGAUGCGGGCAUCAAUCUGCAGCCUCCUCUGCGGACGUCAGCGCGUCGGCGCGUUUCCCGCUUUUGCAGUAGUUCAGAGGAUGAAAUGUCUCCUGAAAAUGUAUCUCCUCCAAAGCGGAGACGAAAGAGAAAGAAAGAAAAUAAGCCUAAAAAAGAGAGCUUACGGAGGAUGACUGCGGUGGAGCUUGCAAAUAUGGAACAUUUAUAUGAAUUUCAUCCUCCAGUUUGGAUAACUGACACCACACUUCGAAAGUCACCUUUUGUUCCUCAAAUGGGUGAUGAGGUAAUAUAUUUUCGACAGGGUCAUGAAGCUUAUAUUGAGGCUGUCAGAAGGAGUAACAUCUAUGAGCUGAAGCCCAACAAGGAGCCGUGGAGAAAAAUGGAUCUCAGGGAUCAAGAAUUGGUCAAAAUAGUUGGAAUACGAUAUGAGGUUGGGCCCCCUACACUCUGUUGCCUCAAACUUGCAUUUAUAGAUCCUGCAACUGGAAGACUAAUGGACAAAUCUUUCUCUAUUAGAUACCAUGAUAUGCCAGAUGUUAUUGACUUUCUUGUAUUGCGUCAAUUUUAUGAUGAAGCAAGACAGAGGAAUUGGCAGUCUUGUGACAGGUUCCGCUCCAUCAUUGAUGAUGCUUGGUGGUUCGGGACAGUGCUAAGUCAAGAGCCAUAUCAGCCACAGUACCCUGAUAGUCAUUUCCAGUGCUACAUUGUUAGGUGGGACAACACUGAAAUUGAAAAACUUAGCCCAUGGGACAUGGAACCAAUUCCUGAUAAUGUUGAUCCACCUGAAGAAUUAGGAGCUAGUAUUUCUGUCACUUCAGAUGAGCUAGAGAAAUUGCUCUACAAACCACAAGAUGGUGAAUGGGGUCAGAAAUCAAGAGAUGAAGAGUGUGAACGAAUUAUUAGUGGCAUCGAUCAACUUUUGAAUCUUGACAUAGCGGCAGCUUUUGCGGGGCCGGUCGAUCUGUGUACGUACCCCAAGUACUGUACCGUGGUAGCUUAUCCAACCGACCUUUACACCAUUCGGAUGAGACUCGUCAAUCGAUUUUACAGGAGGCUAUCUGCAUUAGUUUGGGAAGUCAGAUACAUAGAACACAAUGCCAGGACAUUUAAUGAACCUGAGAGUGUAAUUGCAAGAUCAGCUAAGAAGAUAACUGACCAGCUUUUAAAAUUUAUAAAGAAUCAAGACUGUACAAAUAUCUCAGAACUUUCUAACACUUCUGAAAAUGAUGAGCAAAAUGCUGAGGAUUUGGAUGAUAGUGAUCUUCCUAAAACAUCUUCUGGAAGGAGAGUCCAUGAUUGGAAAAAAAGGAGCAUCAAAGCGACCAACUAUGUUGAAAGUAACUGGAAGAAACAGUGUAAGGAACUAGUGAACUUAAUUUUUCAGUGUGAAGAUUCUGAACCAUUUAGACAACCUGUUGAUUUGGUUGAAUAUCCAGACUACCGAGAUAUUAUAGAUACUCCAAUGGAUUUUGGAACAGUAAGGGAAACUUUAGAAGCAGGAAAUUAUGACAGCCCUUUGGAAUUUUGCAAAGACAUCCGGUUGAUAUUUAGCAAUGCAAAAGCAUAUACACCAAACAAAAGAUCAAAGAUUUACAGUAUGACCUUGAGAUUGUCUGCCUUAUUUGAAGAAAAAAUGAAGAAAAUCUCCUCUGAUUUUAAAAUUGGUCAAAAGUUCAGUGAAAAACUUCGAAGAAGCCAGAGGUUCAAGAGACGGCAAAAUUGUAACCGUGUCAAUCAGGCUUACAAAAGUAUCAGAAAUAUCAAGCAGAAGCGGUUAAAAUCUCAGACAAAAGUAAUUCCUGAAUUGGUAGGUUCUCCUACCCAGUCUACCUCCAGUAGGGCCGCUUACUCUGCGAGCCACAGGACAAGUGCUAGUGUCUCUUCAGGGGUGACGUCUGGUGACUCCUCGGAUUCAACAGGAUCGUCAGAAAGAAGGAGAAGUAGGCCUGUCACUCUGCAUGAUGGCUCCACGUUAUCUGAAAGUGAAAUGGAAGAUUCCUUAGGUACCUCUUCAUCUUCAGCUUCUAAUAGUUCAGAGGAAAGCAAAGAGAGUUCAAGACCGCGUGAAGCUUCCUUACGUAGUGGGCUGGCCAGAAGCAGUAGUCUCAGGGUGACAAGAACCAGAGCUGCUCAGAGGAAAAGUGGUCCAGUUUCUUUAGAGAAUGGAUGUGGCAGGAAAGCCACUCGAAAGAGAGUCUAUUUAAGUGACUCUGAUAACAAUUCAGUGGAGACCCGUGAACAUCUAAAAGCUAGGGCCGGAAAUAACCGAAAAGUGCUACGGAAGUGUGCUGCCGUGGCUGCCAAUAAGAUAAAGCUCAUGAGUGACGUAGAGGAGAACUCUAGCUCUGAAAGUGUCUGUUCUGGCCGUAAGCUGCCUCACCGUAAUGCUUCUGCUGUGGCUAGAAAAAAAUUAUUACAUAAUUCCGAAGAUGAUCAGAGCUUAAAGUCUGAAAUUGAAGAAGAGGAACCAAAAGACCGAAAUCAGCCAUUACCACUGUCCAGUUCUCAUGCUGCCCAGAAUACUGUGAAUGAGUCUGAAAAUGGGGAUUCAGAGUCAGAAAGUGAUUUGCGAGUAGCCCGCAAAAAUUGGCAUGCCAAUGGGUAUAAGUCGCAUGCUCCAGCAACUUCUAAAACUAAAUUUCUGAAAAUAGAGUCUUCUGAUGAAGACUCUCAAAGUCAUGAUUCCGAUAAUGUACAUAAUAGAACUGCUGGUCCGUCCACAUCUGGGCAGAAACUUAAGGCAGAGAGCAUCUCAGAGGAAGAGGAGGAAGCAGAUUCUGAACCAAGAAAGUAUGCUGGUAGGAAAUACAACACAGGUCGCAAGAAUCUUACUUUCCUUAAAAAAGCAAAGAUCUUCAGUGAUUCAGAGGACUCGGAAUCUGAAGAGGAAGAUCGAGAAGGUGGCAGCUACCACAGAAUGGAAACGAACCUGGUUAGAGGGGGUUCGAAGUGUGAACCCACUGCUGGGUCCCAGUGUUUCUCAGAUCAUGUAUCUGAGACUGAUUUGGAUUCAGAUGAUGACAAUACAAAAGGCAAACCAAACAAUUUUAUGAAAGAUCGCGCAUCUCAGGACCACGGGCAAAGCAGGAAGGUCUCCAGGAAAAGGGUCUGUUCCAGCGACUCAGACAGCAAUUCGAAGGUGGCUAAGAAGGCCUCAGAAGCCAAAACGGGUCUCCUCAGGACUCCGCGGAGACGGGCGACCGCCGCUGCCGGUAAGACCAAGCUCGGGAGUGACGCGGAGGACGUCCGCGUAGACGGCGCGUGCCCCGGAAGCAGAAGCGGCCGGAGGAAGCCCCUCCCUCCCGCUCGUGCCCCCGCUGGGAAGACGGCGGGCGAGUCUGCGGGAGACGGCGGCCGGCAAGUGCCAAACGAGCCGCGCGCCGGCGACUCGGAGGGCCGCGCCGGAGGCGUCCGUCCGUCUUCGCGCGGAGACUCGGGCUCCGAAGGGCUGCCGAGCCCCGAGCCCAGGAGCACGGCCGCCGGGAGGCCCGGAGCACACGGUGCGCCUUCGCACGCCCGGAGUUGCUCGGUCGGCGCUUCGGAGGAGCCGUCGCGAAGCCAUAUUCCCGGGGGUGAGGCGGGUGCGCCGGGCCCCGCGGAGGCCGCUCUGGCGCCGAAGGCGAGCGCCGAGAACGCCUUUGAGGACGACCUGAACUACGGGCUGCGCAGGUGGAACGGCCGGCGGCUCCGGACCUACGGGAAGGCGCCGUUCAGCGCGACCAAGGCGCUGCGGGCGUCGCAGGCAGCGGCCGAGGCCGACGCCAAGAGGAAGAGGCUGCGGCCCGGGCCCGAGAGCGGGCCGGCGGCCGGGCCCGGAGGCGCGUCCGAGCUGGGGGCCGACGGCGGCCCCGGAUCCGACUCCGAGGUGGCGUCUGGGACUGAAUCCGACGUGGACUGUGCCGAUGACGCGAAAGCCAAAAAGAGGAAAACCAGAGGAAAAGCAAAAGCGGCGAGAAAAGGUAAAGCUUGUGCAGCCGCCGCAUCUAGAGGCGCGAGGCGGCCGAGACAGAGCAAACGGCCUAGGCUGAGUGUGGACGAUAACGACUGGGAGGACUUGGACUAUGCAAAAUCGAAAAGAGGUCUUCGACGUUCGAAAAUCAAAACGAGAAAUCAGGGCAGAAGGACCGUGAGAUACCAUGAUGGGGAUGAUGACAGAAGCUUAGAAAAUGUGUUGGAUUUUGAUGAUUGCACCUUAUGACCUUGCCAGAAAGCCAGUUCAUUGAAAGAGGAAAUGGACUGGAAUUUAUGGUGAAAGUUGGUUGUUGAAAUUAUUUUUUGUCCUACAAUUCAGGGAAUAUAUUUAUAUUUUUCUAUGAAAAGUUAUGAAUGUGACUAAAUCAUGACUGUUAUCUUUAUUUGCACUUGCUUGCCUUUGUAGCAGCGCUCAGCACAGGUGCCAAAAUACGCUUCAUUUUGGGGGCAGAUCUACUUUGACAGUAUUUAACUACAGAUAGCAAGAAUUUGAAAUCUGUUCAACACUAGACAUCCUGGUUAUCGAAACCGAUAAGCAUUACUUUCAUGGUAGCAAGUGUCACGCAGUUACUUUCUGAACCCGUCAAGAGGUGGUAGUUUCUAACCCCUGUCCUGUUGUAGUCGAACAGUUUCACGUGGCCUAUGUUUACAGAUUGUUCAUACAUAUUAUGUGCAUACUGACAUUAUAAUCAUGGGAGGUGUAACCAUGAUUAGUAGGCGAGGUACCUACCACUCCCCCCCCCCACCCCUUCCCUGGCUACUUGAGCAGAAUGCAUUAUACCAGAUUUGGUCAUUUUCAUUGAAAUGGUUUCUUUCCAAAUGCUGUUGGGUCUUUUUUCUCUUCUUCUUUAUUUUUAAGGAAAACGUCAUCACUUUUAUUUUAUAAACUUGAAUUUAUAAAGUGCUGGUAAAUUAUUUUUUAAAAUGUUUUGAUUGUAUAUUUUAAACCUCUAAGGCCCAGACCAUAGUCCUGGCAUUUUCUUUUCAAUUGUGCACUAACAGAAUGCUAUAUAAUUUGUCUUUUCAAGAUCUCCUGGUUUCUUUGUAAGGGAUUUAACCAAAAUCUUGGUCUUCCAUAGUCUUACUCUGUGAAAUAGAGGAGUUUGUGUGCCUUAGAUUUAGGAAAAGUGUGUUCUUUAAUAGAGUGUACAGGGCCAAGAGAGUAUUUAAAUUAUAUGUAGUUUCCCCUCCUUUCCACUGAGAUUGUAGAGUUGUUUUGUUAAGAGUGCAAUCACAAAUCUCAUUUAUAUAGGAAAACAGUUAAACGUCAUUCUCUGUCUCUUUGUUUUAGCUUACUGCUGCCAUGUGCAAUCCCAGGUGUUCUUUGCGGGGGCAACUAAAUGUAUCUUUACUAGUGACCUCUAGUUUAAAUCUAAGAAACUGUCAUGUGUUGUGGGAAAAUAAUUUUGAAAUCCAUUUAUAGUGAAACUUCUAUCACAUCAUCAAAUACAUAAAUAAGUACACUUAUUUUCGAGCCAAAUAUUUUUGCUUGAUAGGUUGUGCUACUCCAUACAGUGUAGGUGGCCAUUCCUAGCUUGUUUGUGCCUGAAGAUGGACUUGAUUCAAAUGGUUUACAUAUUUUGUAGCGAAGGAGUAUGUUACAGUACUCCCACCUUUGUUAUUUAUUGGCCCUGUGUUUGGUUCCAGACAAAAUUAACCUUUUUCUCCUGUGUAUCCUAAAGGUGGCAGGUAUGGAAAAGCAUCAGACUCUGGUAUCAGUGUUAGAGAAUGUUCUUAAGUGUUGUUACUUUUCAGUUAUCUGUUCAUUCGACAUGGUAGAAGGUACUUUGAUGUAAGGGGAAGGAUAUUUUUGGACAUUACCAGUUGCGGUAGGUGAGAUAGACCUACCCAUCCUUUGUUGUUGAGAGAGCUGUGAUUACUUCAAAACUAUGAAGCUCUUCUUAUUAGAGUUCAUGUUGAGUAUAUGGUAGAGAGAGUGAUUCAGGAGAAUUGGCCUUGACUCUUGACCUGAAAACAUUAAUGGAAUGUUCUUUACUUCCCUAGUUUUAAGCAAUGGUGAUAGAUGUCCUAUCCAUUAAUUUAUUUAAACUCUUCUAAAGCUUCUCAGUUUUAUAUCUAUUCUCAGGGUUAUAACUCCAUGUUUACCAUCAUCUGCAAAAAGGUACCAAAAAAAUCCAUAAAUACAAAUAUAGAAUAUGUUCAUAAAUACAUAAAUUCUUUUGGUAGAAUGAGACUUUGAUCAUUAGCCUUCAUCAGUAGAACUAUUCUUAUCUUUUGGACUGAAUUAACUGGUCAUAGAUUGGCUGGUCAACCAAUUACUAAUUUUUCUUUUUGUCUUAAACUGUUAGACCUUUGUGUAUAGAAAGCAGUAUUUUGGUUUCACCUGGAAAAAAAAACAAACCCAAGAAUUUGGCCUCAUGACUUUGAAGAUGUGGUUGACAGUGGUAGCUUCUCAAGUUCUGAAGUAAAACUAAGGGAUUAUAGUGAGAAUCACUUUUAUGGGUUUUUUUGGUCAUGGUGCUAUUCCUAAGGUUAACUUUGAAUAUGUGACACACACUCCUAAGUACUUUAAGGAAAAUUAAUAAAUAAUUAAUAGUUCAAAAUGUUUACAUUGAGCACUAGAACAUGUUUGACUUUUUUUCUACUUUUCUUUAUGCGAAAUGCGCAGGGAUUUAAUGCACGGAUGUACUUUAAUGUGUUUGGGAUCAGUUUGUAUAUACUUGUGAAAAAAGACAAAAGCUUGCAGACUGAAUGUGAACUGAUCCGGAAGUAAGUGCUAUAGUUUUUCAUUGCACUUGAAGUCACUUAAUGGUGUAUAUGAGCAACAACAAAAACUGCUGUGGUUGUGUUUGUUCAGGGUCCUAUGAUUUUAUUCAUAUAUGGUUGAAAAAAAGGGCUGAGGUAUUUAGAUUUGAGUUUUGAUUCAUUUGAAAGACUAUUAAGGAAAAAGAUGUCAAACAUUUAAGAAAUAGGUGAGGUUUAAAAACUUUUUUUUUUUUUUUAAAUCAGACUUACUUUAAAAGGUAUAUCAACAAUGUGUAGUAAGUUCUGAAUAAAAGGGAAAGUGUAUCCCAUUUUCAGAUAAUUCUUAGGGUGGUCAUUCUCCCUUUUUUAUUUUAGGGGAAAAAUCUCUGAUUACAUUCGUUCUCAAUUUAGUAAUUAUUUGGAAAGAAUGAUAAAGCAUUUACUCACAGCUUCUAAGUUACAACACAAAAGUUUCUUUUAAAUAGUACAUGAAAAUGGGGAGAAAGAACUUAUGUUUGGGGAAAAGGCACUUCAAAACCUAGAAUUGCAAAUGAGAAGUUACGAAGCUAAUAAAAAUGCCAUCUUGAAGGUAUUAUCGUCCAAAAAUAAGAAUAAGACUUGUCACUAAAUCUUCACACUCCGUUGGUUGCUGACCUCUUAGAUAAGAGUUCUUAGGACUGCCUUGGGUUCAUACUACAUUCCCUGUCCUUCUAGCCUUUUUUUCUUUAGAAUAAUCAGAACACAAUUUGUUAAUUUAAUUGUAUCAUUUUAAAAACUACAUUGAAAGGACUUCAAUCUCUCAUCAGUGCACAUUGAAUUUGAUUGUGCCACCUGAGAAAAAUGAGGUUUGUGUAUCACUAGAAUGCAAGAAUGUUGUUCACAGUGCUUACAGUAUUUUUGGUUUUUCCUUUCUACUCAAUUGCGUUGGUUUUUUUUUUUUUUUUUUUUUUUUUGAGUAACUUCUAAAUGGCUAGAACAGGUCUGUUUGCCUUGCCCUUUAUAGCUGAAAUACCAGCUCCAUCCUUUUCAUCCAUGUUAAGUCAACAUAUUUCCUUGAUUCGGCAUCUUGGAGUAGUCCACAAACACUUCAGUGUCUUACGUUGUAUGGAAAUUGUAGUUGAGUUAUUUUCUGGUGUGAUGUAGUCCCCCUCCCUGCGGGAGAACUCUCCGUUAUUAUGUAAGUCCAUCUCUCAACUCCUGCUGUGGAUAACAGGAUGGAAUAAAGGAGAAACCUUAAGAAAUUUGCAACCUCACUGUUUAAAGACUGUCUCUAAUUCUAGUAUUUGGGAGCAAAGACCAACAAGUAAAAUUGUCAAUGCUAGGGAGAAAAUGGAACAUUGUGGAAAAAUCUAGUCCAACUAGAUUAGUAAGUGCUAAUACCACUUGGUAGCUCAAAAGUUGUGAAUGAAUGGAGAUUAAAGUGUAAAGACCUUAAUGGUGA